AUGGACUCUCGUGACGAUCCCAGGGCAGUCUUCAUGGAGAUCUCAGACCGGGGCACUCCUGUCGGAGUUCCUCUUCGUUCCACAGCACGGGUGGUGCAUGCUGAUUCUCACCAACCCGUGGUGGAACAGCCUCACACCGAUGCGUGGGAGAAAGGUGCUUGGCUACUGAGCCCAAACGGAGGGUUGUCUUGGGUCCUGCUGGUCUGCUUCGUGAUCUACAACUGCUUCCAACUCCUUCGACACCUCAGAAAGGGGAUGCCAGUGGAUGACGUCCCAGCCGAUAUGGUCACUGCUGGGACCAAAACCAAGACCACGGACGAAAGCACUGAGCCCCCGCCGGCUCCUGCACUUUCGUCAUCGGCACCUGAUCCUACCCCUGCCGACCCGCAGGUGCACAAAGGGGACAAGGACGAGGUUGGGGGUCGGGAUGUUCAGGAUCCUCCGACACAGCCCUGUGCUUCCCCUCCCGAGACAGACGAGGUUCCCCCUGGGCCAUCCUCGCCGCCGCUCACCAGUGUGGAGGUGGAGGCCCUCCGAGAACUUCGACAGAGCUUGCAGGACGUCAAGAUGUGGGUUGAGGACUCCUCGCAUGCUGCAGCUGACCGGAACAAGGAACACCUCGCUGCCACCCUGACGGAGCUCAAACGCCUCCUGGACGGGAGCAUCUACUCGCAACCCAGGUUGGAAGCCGCCAUGAGAGAUGCCUUUGAACCACUGCAGGCCGCAGUGGUGCCAACGCUGACAGGGCUCAAGAGCACGCUGGGUCCCCUGCCGGAACAUGGGGCAGACAUCCGCGCCCUCAGGGAGGUCAUCCUCUCCAUUGAGGACGUUGCCACCCGUGCUCUGAAGGGUGUGGAAGACUCGUCGUGGGAUCAAAAUGGCCGACUCAAUGCUAUUGGGAACCAGAUCGGCACGGUUGGCACAGAUGUUGGAAAGGGCCUUCAACAUGCCCACAGGAAGCUGGAUUCCAUACACGCUGCCCUCGGAAGCAAACCAGCAGGCAGCACCGACGGGGGCACCGACUUUACCAGUAUCCUGGUGGCUGUCAAGGACCUCCAAACAGAGAUGAAAGCUAUGAACCAGAACAUGGAGAAGCUGCAGACUCAAGUCCAGUACCUCGAAGGACGCAUGGAGACUGCACUCUCGAAGUUGGUGGCGGUGGAACAGUCUACCAACAAGCUGGCAGCGGCUCGUCCAAAAGCACCGCCGCCGAGUUCACCGGCGCCGAACAUGCCCGCGGAGGAGGCGCCUUUGCCUCCACCCUCGCAGCCCCCCGGUCAAUGGCAGGCCCCUGUGAUUGGGCCUUCGGUGGGGCCAUGUAUGCCUGCGGCCACUCGUACGGGUUCAGUGUCGGCACCGACGAUGCGGCUGGCUCCACAUGUGCAGCUCCUUCAGCCUACACCUCAGGUGCCACACAACGCACCUACCAUGCCACAGGGAAGUGGGCAUAACCAACCCGUGAACGAGAUGGUGAAUUUGGUCUGGAGUGGACGGGUCUUUCCUGUUCCAGCAGCGGCCGUGCAACAUGGGCCGUGA
Molecule: messenger RNA, 1536 nt
Organism: Symbiodinium sp. CCMP2592
Lineage: Eukaryota; Dinophyceae; Suessiales; Symbiodiniaceae
Source: the annotation of a GenBank genome assembly